Messenger RNA from Fibroporia radiculosa, 687 nucleotides. RefSeq lists its product as uncharacterized. NCBI's taxonomy places the organism in Eukaryota, Fungi, Basidiomycota, Agaricomycetes, Polyporales, Fibroporiaceae. The record is from RefSeq and is a predicted model, not a curated record. The transcript has 2 exons. The coding region runs from base 1 to 687 and encodes 228 amino acids.
AUGCCUGACGUCAGGGAGAAGGUCAUCACAUUGAGGGUAACGUCUGACGCUCUGACUGUCUUUGCCGCGAGGAUGGCGCGGAAGCUGCCGCGGUUGGAAAGGCUCGCAAUGUUCGGUGAAUGGGCGCCGGGCUUAUUCCACCUCGGCGCGGCGGACAUCUUCCUUUACUUGACAACAUUCACAUCCGUCACGUAUCUCCAGCUCAGCACCGCCCACUCUCUGACAGCCAUAACCUUCGGACGUCUCAUUUGCGCACUCCCGGGUCUGUCUCACUUAUCCUGCCGUGAUUUGGCUUUCAGCGCUAGAUCCGGCCUUAUAUCUGGCUCGUUUCUCAUGCGCCGGAAGCCUGUCACUGAUCUUGAGCUUAUUCGCUCAGAUGAUGUGGCGGAGUUCUUUGCUACAAGCAAAAUGGCAGUAUCCCUCACGAGAAUUUCUUUUGUGGGUCGGGUGAGCCAGUCCCUGCGGCAAAUGCUCCUUGCUAGCGAAUCGCUUCAAAGCCUGAUCUUAACAAUUCCCGAUCUUGGUCCAGACGUUAUUUUGCAAGACAAUACCAACCUCGAGGCACUAACAGUGAACAGGCAAUAUUUGUCUGAAUGGACGAAUCUAUUAUUUCCAGCAGCACAAUCAUUGAGGCUGUCCCAUGUACAUCUUGUCUGUCGCGACCCGCUUACCCUCGCGAUAUCGUAG